CCCACGUGGCACGACAGAGCAACUCAGCGACAUUUGUCACACGCACUGCUCCCCACCAGCGCAACUGCGCAAGAGAUAUGGAGAGCCGAGAUUGAAAUAGAAUUGAAUCACAUGCGAUUCCGAAUCACCAACCGCGACCACCAAUAGUCCUUUGGGACCGCAGGUAAAGUGGGCCCCACCAUCAUCACCAUAGCCAAUAAGCCGCCGGCACUGAGCUACCAACUGUGGGCGGCCUCAUAAACAAGCGAAAAUCAUUGUUGCCGAGAAAAGAAAAAGAAAUGGAAGGAGAGCCACGACCAGCACUUGUACCCACACCAGAAGACCCUACACCUAAGAAAUCCUCUCACCAAACAACUCCUCUCCCCCAAACAGCCUUUAUCAGAUACAGAGCUCUCUGUUUUAGUUUCCAAAAGUGCAUGAAGUGGCAUGGGAUUUGAUUUGAAGUUGGUUUGAGGUUUCUGAUUUGAUGGGGAAUUGCUGGUUUACGUGGAAACCAUCUGUGUACAGAGUAUCAUCUAAUGUAAAGUCAGAGUCUCCGAAAAUCCAGAGCCCAUCGCUAAAAGAAGAAGAAAAGAGUGCCACUAAAUUGCCAUCAAAUCCUGAAGAAGUCGAGGAUUUGCGCCGGGAUUCAGCAGCUAAUCCAUUGGUAGCGUUCACUUACACUGAACUGAAGAUAAUUACAGGGAAUUUCAGGAAAGAUAAUAUUUUGGGUGGAGGGGGAUUUGGAAGUGUUUACAAAGGCUUCAUUUCUGAAGAUUUACGAAAGGGGCUCCAGCCUUUUCAAGUAGCAGUUAAAGUUCAUGAUGGCGAUAACAGUUUUCAGGGCCAUAGAGAAUGGCUGGCCGAGGUUUUAUUUCUAGGGCAACUUUCACAUCCAAAUUUGGUGAAACUGGUUGGAUACUGCUGCGAAGAUGAACACCGAGUGCUGGUUUAUGAGUAUAUGGCUCGGGGUAGCGUGGAAAACAAUCUCUUUUCAAGAAUAUUGCUCCCCCUUCCUUGGUCUAUUAGAAUGAAGAUUGCGUUUGGAGCUGCAAAAGGGCUUGCUUUUCUCCAUGAAGCUGAAAAGCCAGUCAUCUAUCGCGACUUCAAGACAUCUAAUAUCUUGUUGGAUCCGGAGUAUAAUGCCAAACUUUCUGACUUUGGACUUGCGAAAGAUGGACCAGUGGGAGAUCAGUCCCAUGUCUCUACUCGCAUUAUGGGCACAUAUGGAUAUGCAGCCCCAGAAUACAUUAUGACAGGCCAUCUGACUGCUCGGAGCGAUGUAUACAGCUUUGGUGUCGUCCUCCUUGAACUGCUCACUGGCCGGAAAUCACUAGACAAGUCUCGCCCACCUCGAGAGCAAAACCUUGCUGAGUGGGCCCCACCUUUGCUCUGUGAGAAGAAGAAACUGCCUAACAUUAUAGACCCAAGACUGGAAGGUGACUAUCCAAUCAAAGGUGUACAUAAGGCAGCCAUGUUAGCUUUUCAUUGUUUGAAUCGCAAUCCAAAGGCAAGGCCACUUAUGAGAGAUAUUGUUGACACGUUGGAGCCUCUUCAGAUUCCUGUGGACAUUCCGAGUGCUGCAGAUCCUACCACUGCCACUCCUGCUAACAGUGCUCCUACUGUUUGCACUGAAGUUCUGGUUGUAGAGGCUCAAAGACAAGGGGAGGCUAGCUGCAAUUAACGCUUUGGUUCUGCUUCAUGGAGUUUCAUAUUCUAGACUAUGUUUGGAUGAAGAAUCAACAUUCUAGGAUUCUAGUGGGCCCUGAAUUUGCAAUGACUGAUUGCAAAUUCAAGAAUCGUGCUGGAAAAAGGAAGAGAAAUUGACAUAGCAGGUCCAGGGUCACUAGAAAUAGGAUCAGAUGGAAAUCUUAUUCUCGUUCUUUGGCUGUCCAAACAAUGUUCUCUGGAAUGGCGAACUUGCACGCUGAAGGCUGAAAGGUCUGCUUCUACAUACCAUAGGGGUGUUCUUUUUUUUCCUUUUUUUUCUUUUUUUUUUUUUUUUUUUGGUGGAAAGCAGAUGUUACUGCUGCUUGUAUUGUUUUGGAGGUUUGUUAAUAACCUAAUAUGAAUGAUGCCCCAGCCCCUUUACUUUCUGGUGCACAUAUGAUGGUCCGAGCCAUCCAUCUAGUGGGCUCCAUUGUAGAGUUGUGGUCUUCAUGAUCUGGCUAGUCCAACCGUCAGGUAGGCCACAUUGUAGGAAGCAAACUAGUGGCUAG
Molecule: messenger RNA, 2198 nt
Organism: Magnolia sinica
Lineage: Eukaryota; Viridiplantae; Streptophyta; Magnoliopsida; Magnoliales; Magnoliaceae
Product: probable serine/threonine-protein kinase PBL16
Exons: 6
Coding region: 467-1663 (398 amino acids)
Biological process (GO): protein phosphorylation
Molecular function (GO): protein kinase activity; ATP binding
Source: RefSeq, a predicted model, not a curated record